GUACAACCGAUGGAUGCCACAAUGCAUUGUGAUUCAAGUGCCGACGGGGAAGAGCUCGUGCAUAUAACGGAUGAGAUCCUGGGCAGUCCACGCGCCGCGCCGGUCAAGCGAAAAGGCGGCGGGCCCCGUCUGACGGACGCGCAGCGUAUGGAGAUCCUCCACGCGAUCGAGACUGCAGUAGAAGCGCAGGUAGACAACAAGAACUUACUCAAACCCAAGAUCCCGACCAAGCGCCUCGCCGACGAAUACGGCGUCACCCCUGCUGCGAUCCGCAAACUCGUCAAGCAAAAAGACAAGUUCUUGUCGCGCUUUGCGACUGGUCGAGAGGAUGUUCGGCAAACCCGUCGACGGGGUGGCGACGGUGCCAAAGUCGAAUUUGAACGGGAGUUGUAUCGGUGGGUGUGCGGACUCCGCGCGCGCAACGUGACAAUCGUUCCAUCUUACAUCCAGCAGCGCGCCCUCUUGAUUGCGAAGAAGUACCCGAACAUGGACAAAUUUCAAGCGUCAUGGGGAUGGUACUAUCGCUUCUGCAAUCGAUACAACGUCACUGGCACGUCGGCUGCCGCGGCAUCUACAGAUCCACGACAUCUCACGAAUCUGGACGACCCGUCGGAUAGUUCUCUACUCUCCCCCAUCGAUAUGCCGCUUCUCGUCGAGUCGUCGUCAGUGACGGUAUCUCCCCCGGUUUCCAUGCUUGCCAAGGCAUCCCCCGUGCCUCUUCCCGCGAAACCUCGCAAGAAGCAAGACUUUUACGAUGAAAAACUCUACCUGGAAGCAGCAAAGUUGGGUGAUACAAAUGCUAUUCAAGCAUGCUUGCUCAAGGGGACGUACGUAGACUCUGUGGAUGAAACUGGGUGCACGGCCUUGGUGCUGGCGACCAAAGGCGGCCACUUCAAUGUGAUCAAGUUUUUGGUUGAGCAUGGCGCCAAGCCCGACGCGACCGACGAGACCGGGUCCACCGUGCUGGUGCUGGCUAUCAAGCACGGGUUCUUCAACGCUGUCAAGGUGUGCCUGGAAGCGUCUGCCCGGGUGGAUGCCACCGACCCAAGCCUCAAGACCCCGCUGAUCUUGGCCGCCGAGCGCGGCGAUUUGAAAGCAGUCAAGCUCCUCGUCAAGUUUGGAGCCAACAUCGAAGCCACCGACGAGGACGACGGGACUGCAUUGAUGGCAGCACUCAAGCACGGUCAACGGGACGUGGUCGAGUUCUUGGUCAAGAAGGGCGCGAACAAGGAGGCCCGCCAUAUCGACGGCGCCACGCCCAUGGACCUCGCCCAUUCCCUCGGACAUGCCGAUCUCUUGACGUUCAAUGUAUAGCGAGCAGGUCAGCGCUGCAGUGUUAUUUAACAUGAGUCGACUCUGUUUCGUCUGAA
Molecule: messenger RNA, 1370 nt
Organism: Aphanomyces invadans
Lineage: Eukaryota; Oomycota; Saprolegniomycetes; Saprolegniales; Verrucalvaceae
Exons: 8
Coding region: 10-1314 (434 amino acids)
Molecular function (GO): protein binding
Source: RefSeq, a predicted model, not a curated record